CUUAUCCUUUUCCUCCUUCUUCCUCAUACUUUCAUAUCACAACAUUCCCAACUUUGUAACCUUAAUUUAAAGAAUUCUUUACCUAAUUUAUUGGGUAUUUGAGGCUUUUUUUGAGAGCUGUAUGUUGGAUUUUUGUUACUUAAAUGAUGAGUCUGAAAAUGGGUUCAGUUUCUUUCAACCAACAAAACAACCAUGGGAUCAUGGUUGACCAAAAUCAAGAUUAUUUGUGUAUUGAUUCUUCUUCAGAAGUUUCUAGUAAUUUCUCGUCGUCUGUAGACGACGAGUUGUUUGGUGAAGAAGAGGGAGAAGAAGGGGAUUCUUUUUCUUCGUCUUCUGAUUCAACUUCUCCUAAUUCUUUUGGUAGUUCAAGUCAUGAGCACACGACGGGAGCGUUGCAAAAUAUGUCCUCUCUUCUUCAAGAACUUCCCUUCAAGAGAGGGUUGUCAAAGCAUUACAAUGGAAAAUCACAAUCAUUCACCUCUUUAUCAAAUGUGAGUAGCUUAGAAGACUUGGCCAAACCUGAAAACCCAUGCAGGAAGAAACUCAAAUCAUGCAAAAGCUAUGGAGUAUUUUUGGAAGGUUUUAACUCAGAUCAUCACCAAUCUCCUCCUACAAAGAAAACAAACAGAAGAGGGUCAUGUUCAUCAUUUAGAGCAAGGAGAAAUGGUAGCCUUCUUGGGAAUAAUAAUAGACCUCCUGUUCCUCCUCUUAGAUCAACUAGCACAACUAGUUUUACUAAUCAAACCCCUUUAUUUGCUUGAUUGUUCUUGUCAAUUUUUCUUACAAGAGUUUAUCAAAUAAGCGAGAGCCUUGACGUAACUGGUAAAGUUACCAUGUGAUCAGGAGGUUAUGGGUUCGAGCCGUGGAAACAGGCUCCUGCAGAAAUGCAGAGUAAGCUUACAUACAAUAGACCUUUGUGGUCCAGCGUUUCUCUGGACCCCGUGCAUAGCGGGAGCUUAGUGCACCGGCUGCUUCUUUCUUUCUCUUUUUUUUUUUUAUUUACAUUACCAAAUGUAUUAUGUGUUCUUGUUUUCAAUGCCUAAGCGAAGGAUGACUAAUUUUUGGUGCGUUA
Molecule: messenger RNA, 1072 nt
Organism: Nicotiana attenuata
Lineage: Eukaryota; Viridiplantae; Streptophyta; Magnoliopsida; Solanales; Solanaceae
Exons: 2
Coding region: 144-761 (205 amino acids)
Source: RefSeq, a predicted model, not a curated record